Molecule: messenger RNA, 764 nt
Organism: Leptidea sinapis
Lineage: Eukaryota; Metazoa; Arthropoda; Insecta; Lepidoptera; Pieridae
Product: EKC/KEOPS complex subunit Tprkb-like
Exons: 1
Coding region: 34-567 (177 amino acids)
Biological process (GO): telomere maintenance via recombination; tRNA threonylcarbamoyladenosine modification
Cellular component (GO): nucleus; cytosol; EKC/KEOPS complex
Source: RefSeq, a predicted model, not a curated record
AAAAAAAUUAUGCUCUUCUUUUUUACAUGAAAAAUGUCAGACUAUCAGUAUACAAGUUAUCUUGAUCCUGAACUUAAAACAUCACUGAAAAUAUUUUUAUUCAAGAACGUCAAUAAUGUCGAUGAUAUAAGAAAAAAUAUUAUAGGAGGAGUUUGGAAAUGUGCUGCUAUAAAACCUAGCCUUGUGCUCGAUCCAUUUCAAGUGAUUGUCGCCGCUAAUCGUGCUGCAAUUGCUGAGAAAUUUGGAAACAUGAUAACAAAGACAGUGCAUUCAGAAAUCAUUUACAAUUUAUCAAUAUCCAAAAACAUAUCUCAAAGUUUGAAAAAGUUUGGUAUUGACCAAGAUGAAAGUUUAUUAUUAUGUUUUUUAUCAACUGAUGAUGAUAAUGAAUUUGAAAGUGUAGUGAAACAAGUGGAUGGUGAGCAAUGUCCUCUGACAGAGUUAUCAAGAUAUACAGAUAUUAAACAAGUCAAAGAUGUGUAUAAGUUAGGUUCUGUUGGAAAAGAUACAGAUUUACUUGACAUUAUAGUCAGUAGAAUAGUUACUAAAAACUUUGUUACAUUUUAGUUUUAGGCAGAAAAUAUUUGAGUAUGAUCAAUAGAAUGGACCAAUGAUCAUUGUAAGUUAAAGUUAAGUUUUUUUUUGUUAUAAAUUGAAGGUUUUAGUUUGCUUCUAAUGUUUAAGUAUCUAUACUUAUUUGUGAAUUACUAUUAUGAAAUGAAUAAAGAAAUCAAAUCACAUAGGGCAGACAUGCUAUCUGUUUA